AUCGAAAUAAAGAUAUAUAAACUGUCUGCGUUUAGAGAUCUAGACCGAGUAAAGUCUAGGAGUGCAUCUCAAGUCAUUCAGUGUUAGCGUAUUUUUGGAGCAUUAUAAUCUUGUCAACAUGGAUGAACUGGACCAAAAUCAGAUACAAAUGCUAAAAAAAGCUUUUGAUACUUUUGAUCGUGAAAAGAAGGGUGUUAUUGGAACGGACAUGAUUGGAACUAUAUUGGAAAUGUUGGGCCAAGAAAUUGAUGAUACAACAUUAUCAGAAAUUAUUAAAGAAUACGAUCAAAAUGAUACCGGCACGCUUGAGUUCAAAGAGUUCUGCUCAUUAGCAUCGAGGUUUAUGACAGAAGAAUUAGACGCUGAAGCUAUGCUUGCUGAACUUAGGGAAGCAUUCCGGUUAUAUGACAGAGAAGGAAACGGCUAUAUCACAACGGACGUGCUCAAAGAGAUCUUCAAAGAAUUAGACAAUACCUUAUCGAAUGAAGAACUGGAGGCUAUGAUUACAGAGAUAGACGCUGACGGCUCUGGGACCGUUGACUUUGAUGAAUUCCUGGAAGUAAUGACUGGAGAGUAAAACAUCAAAGCAAAUUUUUUUUUUACCACUUAUAGAAAAAUUAUGAUAAUUUAUUAUUUUGUAAAUAUACUACCCAAUUUACUUAGGGGUAAUAGUUUACUUAUAGGAUGUAUUUAAUUUUUGUUUUAAUGAUUCUAAGUAUUGUGUUCUGUUAAAAGAACAUUAUUACAAAUAAUAACAACUUAUUUGUACCUACUGAGACUGUAUUUAUUGUUCAGUAUUAUAAUAAAAACGUUAUUGUUAUA
Pararge aegeria (speckled wood butterfly) is the source of this 822-nucleotide messenger RNA. Its product is annotated as troponin C, isoallergen Bla g 6.0101-like. Lineage: Eukaryota; Metazoa; Arthropoda; Insecta; Lepidoptera; Nymphalidae. Gene Ontology annotation, molecular function: enzyme regulator activity; calcium ion binding. The coding region runs from base 119 to 577 and encodes 152 amino acids. The transcript has 6 exons. The record is from RefSeq and is a predicted model, not a curated record.